This is a messenger RNA of Morone saxatilis (striped sea-bass), 1353 nucleotides long. RefSeq names its product gamma-aminobutyric acid type A receptor subunit pi (gene gabrp). NCBI's taxonomy places the organism in Eukaryota, Metazoa, Chordata, Actinopteri, Moronidae. The coding region runs from base 1 to 1353 and encodes 450 amino acids. Gene Ontology annotation, molecular function: GABA-A receptor activity; extracellular ligand-gated monoatomic ion channel activity; neurotransmitter receptor activity. The record is from RefSeq and is a predicted model, not a curated record. Gene Ontology annotation, cellular component: neuron projection; synapse; GABA-A receptor complex. The transcript is spliced from 9 exons. Gene Ontology annotation, biological process: chemical synaptic transmission; regulation of membrane potential; monoatomic ion transmembrane transport.
AUGUCUGUCCGGCUGCACACGCUGCUGAUCCUCUGCCUGAGCUUCACACAAGGUGGUUGUAUGUAUCCUAACCACCACUGGGGAGAGUGGAACGACUCUCAGCUUCUGCCAACAAUUCAGAAGCUGAUGAAAGGAUACAACCGCUACCUCAGACCUAAUUUUAAUGAGGGGCCUGUGGAGAUUGGAAUGAGUCUUGAUAUCGCCAGCAUUGAUGCCAUCUCCGAAAUCAAUAUGGACUAUACUGCAACUAUCUUCCUCCGUCAGCGGUGGCGUGACUCCAGGCUGGUGUUUCCAGGAAAUGAGAGCGUCAGUGUGGACGGACGGCUUGUGUCACUGCUCUGGAUCCCUGACACCUUCAUCCCGGACUCCAAGCGUUCCUUCCUGCAUGACGUCACAGUGGAAAACCGCCUCAUACGCAUAUUCAGCAAUGGAACCGUUCUCUACGCCCUUCGCAUCACAGCUACGAUCGCCUGCAACAUGGACCUGACCAAGUACCCCAUGGACAGACAGGUGUGCACCCUGCAGCUGGAGAGCUGGGGCUACAACCUGCAGGAUGUGGUCUUCUACUGGACCAGAGGGAAUGAUUCAGUGAAGGGUCUUGACACACUGCGGCUGGCUCAGUACAGUGUGGAGACCUACUAUACUACAGUGUCAGAGGCUGUGUAUGAGACAGGACAAUACCCCAAGCUGGUGUUGCAUUUUGCGCUGCGUAGAAACGUGCUGUUCUUUAUCCUGGAGACGUACGUUCCCUCCAUUUUGCUGGUGGUUCUCUCCUGGGUCUCUUUCUGGAUCAGCCAGUCCUCUGUCCCAGCUAGAACCUGUAUUGGCGUGACAACAGUUCUGACAAUGACCACACUGAUGAUGGGCGCCCGAACUUCCCUGCCUAAUGCCAACUGCUUCAUCAAGGCCAUAGAUGUGUACCUGGGAAUCUGCUUUACCUUCAUCUUUGGCGCACUGCUGGAGUACGCUUGUGCCCACUUCUACACCAUGCAGAACCAGACCAUAGAGGAUUUACACAGGGAGCUUCUGAGAGACUUCAAUGAAUCCAAUGGAAACAGCUCCUUCCCCAUUGUCACCUCCACCCACCCAAACCAGUCUAUGGAGAUCGGCUCCACUGCAGAGGAGCCCAUGGAGCAGUCAUCGAACACUGACACUAGGAACAAUGCUGGAUCAAAAGAGAAUAUAUCAGGACAGGGCUGCGGCCUGUCUUCAUUGAAGGAUGCAUCACGUAGGGCAGCAUCUGUCUUCACUGUGGAAAAUCCACACAACAUUGAUCGCCACGCUCGCACUGUUUUCCCCACAGCAUUCCUCUUUGUCAAUAUCCUCUACUGGCUUUACUAUCUCUUUCUCUGA